UCUUGAUAAGCUUUAAAAAACAAUCCAUUGCAGAAAGUCGGUCAACUAUGAAAUCUGGACACAUGGGGAACUUGUCCCAUUUGUGUUUUUCUUUUUCCUGUAUAGCUACAAUUAUGAGUAGAAUACAAUUUCUUUUUGGGUUUUUUAUUUUUCCCCGCUGCAACUGGUCACCAUCUUCCUAAAACAUAUAUUCCCACUUUUGGUACCAUUCUGACAAAUUAAAAGAUAAUUUUUUGGUUGGAAGUGUUUCUUCAAAAAUUUUUGUGGCUAAUUAAGGACACCAAAAAAAGUCAACAUGACGGGAAAAGAUAUCCUUCACAGAAUGAAGGUGAGUUCUAUUGCUGAUUCUUAAUUGUGUUCAUGUGUUGAUUAUUGUAUUUGCAUCUUUUCGUUAAGUUCUCCAGUCAGUUUUUAGUGUUGAUCAUUUAAUUGCCAGGAUAGAUAACUUGUUGUAUUGAAUUAGAAGUAUUUGAUUUGUCUGCUCAAAGACUUCAACUUUGGCAACUUUGGAACGAACUUCUGAUAUGAUUAGAAUCAUUAAUUAGCAUUAGUGAGUAGUAAGAUUAUGAGAGAAUGAAUUCAGAUACUCUGCAUCAGAGAUAUUGGAAAUGGCCAGAUGAUAUAUUGGAAACGGCCAGAUGAUAGUUUGUCAAGAUUUGAUAUGUUUCUACCCAAAGGAUACUGUAUAGAAUUGUUAAUUUCUGCAAUCCAAUUGAAUCAAAACAUUAAGUGACAAAAUAGAAUGUGAUUCGCCCAGUUCCAGGGACUUUUUGUUCACAGAGGAAACCUUGGAGUUUAGGGAGAUGGAACCUGUUUCUCUUAGGACCUGAACUGAUUGCUGGGCUGACAGUAUAUCCUCCCCAUGUUCAAUGCUAAGAUGAUAGAGUUUUGGAUACUAAGUUACUAAUUACUCCCUUCGUCCCAAAAUUAUUCUUCAAUUUAGAUAUUCACUCUUAAUUGAAAUUGUACUAAAAAUGAAAUUUCAAACUAUAAUUUUGAAAUAGAGAGAAUACUUAGAAGACACCCAUAAAAGCUGGAAUUGUGAAACUCUGUAGUCUGUACACAUGGGAAUAUACUUGGUAAGUUUUGAAUGUUUUGAAAUUUCACAUAGAGGUGAAAGACUUUUUCAGGUAGUCUUCAUAAAUUAAUCUGAAAGGAAACUUUUAGUUUCCUUUUGUACACAUACCACACCGAUGGAAUGAAUGAUAACUUAUGUAAUUUCUAUCAACAAUUCUCACUUGUUUAAGCCUAUAGAUUACAGAUUAUUACUUUUUGUUUUCACAAAAUUUUAGUUUUGAGAUAAGAUUCUUAAAUGUAGGCUCUUCAACCAUAUGUAUGUAUUCAUGUUAAUUAGUCUUUACAUAGACUCAUAUUCUUUUUUUUGUCUAUACUUUUUUGGUAAAAGGAAAAAACAUGCUUUUCGGCACCAAUGUCACCUGAUGCAGGGGGAGGGAAAAGCAAAACAAGACAUGUAUCUCAUGGAUCUUAUCUACUUAAAGGAAGAUCACCUCAUGCCAUGGAAGACUAUCUGGUUUCAGAAUUAAAACGAGUGCACCAUAAUGAGUUGGGUUUAUUUGCAAUCUUUGAUGGGCAUAUGGGACACGAUGUUGCAAAAUACCUCCAAGCCCAUCUUUUUGAUAACAUUUUGAAGGAGCAUGACUUUUGGACUAACAUAGAAGAUGCAAUAAAAAGAGCUUAUGAAGCAACUGAUAAGGUUAUUUUGGAGCAAUCAAUUAAACUAGGGAAAGGUGGUUCUACUGCAGUCACAGCAAUACUUAUAAAUGGUGAGAAGCUUGUAGUAGCAAAUGUUGGAGAUUCAAGAGCUAUUAUGAGCAAGAAAGGCGUGGCUGAGCAAUUGUCGGUUGAUCAUGAGCCAAGCAUGGAAAAGGAGAUAAUUGAAAGCAAGGGUGGUUUUGUUUCAAAAAUCCCAGGUGAUGUUCCUCGAGUUGAUGGACAAUUGGCUGUAGCAAGGGCUUUUGGUGACAAAAGUUUGAAGCGGCAUCUUAGUUCAGAACCUGAUAUAACAGUGAAGAUUAUUGACCACGACGUAGAGCUUAUUAUUUUGGCUAGUGAUGGAUUGUGGAAGGUAAUGUCAAACCAAGAGGCAAUUGAUUCCAUCAAGAACAUUAAAGAUCCUAACUCAGCAGCCAAAAUUCUGGUGGAGGAGGCUGUCUCUAGGAAAAGCAGGGAUGAUAUUUCUUGUAUAGUUGUAAGGUUUUCAUGA
Molecule: messenger RNA, 2224 nt
Organism: Oldenlandia corymbosa var. corymbosa
Lineage: Eukaryota; Viridiplantae; Streptophyta; Magnoliopsida; Gentianales; Rubiaceae
Source: the annotation of a GenBank genome assembly